Messenger RNA from Vitis riparia (riverbank grape), 2436 nucleotides. Its product is annotated as vacuolar-sorting receptor 6. Bases 154 to 2058 code for a protein of 634 amino acids. Gene Ontology annotation, molecular function: calcium ion binding. The record is from RefSeq and is a predicted model, not a curated record. The transcript is spliced from 13 exons. Lineage: Eukaryota; Viridiplantae; Streptophyta; Magnoliopsida; Vitales; Vitaceae.
AACGUCGAAUUUUUCUAUAUCUCCCUUCUCUCUCUCUAUUUCUUAUAAUCAAAGUCUUUGGAGCUUUCUCUUCUCUCCACCUGUAGGGUAGUUGGUUGUGAGCAUUGGGCAGUGAGUAGUUUCUUCUCUUGUUUCUCUCUCUCUUCAAUCUGCAUGGUUUCUUCCAUGGCGGGUCUCAGACACCAGCUGGGUCUGUUCCUGGUGGUGGGUAUGGUGGUGAUGAGGUGUGCGUGGGGGAGGUUCGUGGUGGAGAAGAACAGCAUCAGUGUUCUGGCUCCCCUUGAUAUGCGUUCAAAGCAUGAUGGGGCGAUUGGGAACUUUGGUAUUCCUGAAUAUGGAGGAUCCAUGGUGGGGUCUGUUGUUUAUCCUCAAAAGGGCUCUUUUGGGUGUGUGCCUUUUGAGGGUGACAAGCCCUUCAAGUCUCGCUCCUCUCCCACCACUAUUCUUCUUCUUGACCGUGGAGAGUGCUACUUUGCCUUGAAGGCAUGGAAUGCUCAACAGGCAGGAGCUGCAGCAGUUCUAGUGGCUGAUAGCAUAGAUGAGCCUCUCAUAACCAUGGAUUCUCCAGAGGAGAGCACUGAUUCAGAUGGCUAUGUGGAGAAGCUUAGGAUCCCAUCAGCCUUAAUAGACCGAGCUUUUGGUGAAAAUUUGAAGCAGGCCUUGAAGAAAGGUCAAGAUGUUUUGGUAAAAUUAGACUGGACAGAGUCAAUGCCCCACCCAGAUGAGAGGGUUGAGUAUGAGCUCUGGACUAACAGCAAUGAUGAGUGUGGGACUCGUUGUGAUGAGCAGAUGAACUUUGUGCAGAACUUCAAGGGCCACGCCCAGAUUCUCGAGAAGCUGGGCUACACUCAAUUCACACCACAUUAUAUAACUUGGUACUGUCCUCAAGCUUUUGUCCUUAGCAACCAAUGCAAGUCUCAAUGCAUCAACCAUGGAAGGUACUGUGCACCUGAUCCUGAGCAAAAUUUUGGAGAAGGGUACCAAGGAAAAGAUGUGGUGUUUGAGAACUUGAGACAGCUUUGUGUGCAUAGGGUUGCCAAUGAGAGCAACCGGUCUUGGGUUUGGUGGGACUAUGUCACUGAUUUUCAUAUCAGAUGUUCAAUGAAGGAGAAGAGAUAUAGCAAAGAAUGCGCUGAGGAUGUCAUGAAAUCACUUGAUCUGCCUAUUGACAAGAUCAAAAAAUGCAUGGGCAAUCCUGAAGCUGAUGUGGAUAAUGAGGUAUUGAAAACCGAGCAAGAACUCCAGGUUGGCCGAGGAUCUCGUGGUGAUGUUACCAUCUUGCCAACACUGGUUGUUAAUAACAUCCAAUACCGAGGAAAACUGGAGAGAACUGCUGUGCUGAAGGCCAUUUGCGCUGGAUUUAAGGAGACCACUGAACCUCAAGUAUGUUUAAGUGGAGAUCUUGAGACCAAUGAGUGCCUUGAAAGGCAUGGUGGCUGUUGGCACGAUUCACGUUCUAACAUAACUGCCUGCAAGGACACAUAUCGGGGAAGAGUUUGCAAAUGCCCAGUUGUGGAUGGUGUUCAGUACAGAGGAGAUGGUUACGUCUCUUGUGAAGCUUUCGGGCCUGCAAGGUGCGCGAUGAACAAUGGAGGUUGCUGGUCAGACACCAAAAAUGGAAAAACUUUCUCAGCUUGCUCAGAUUCUGAGGUAACCGGCUGUCAGUGCCCACAUGGCUUCCAAGGAGAUGGCCAUAAAUGUGAAGAUGUUAAUGAAUGCAAGGAACGUCUCGCUUGUCAAUGUGACGGUUGCACUUGUAAGAACACAUGGGGUGGAUAUGACUGCAAGUGUAAGGGCAACCUUCUGUACAUAAUGGAGCAAGAUACUUGUAUUGAAAGAAAUGGUUCUAAAUUCGGAUGGUCCCUCGGCUUCUUGGUCCUAGCUGCUCUGGUGGGUGCUGGUAUAGCUGGUUAUAUAUUCUACAAAUACAGGCUCCGGUCUUACAUGGACUCAGAGAUCAUGGCCAUCAUGUCACAGUACAUGCCUCUUGACAACCACAACAACAACAACGAAGUCCCAACCGAGGCCCAGGCUCUGCGACCAGGCUCAUCAGUAUGAGGAAGCAUUUGCAGAAAAGAAAGUAGAAGCAAAUGGGAUACCGUGAAAGCUUCCACGAGACGAAUGAAGUAUGCUGCCUGUAAAUUUUCAGAUCAAUCUUACAACUCCUGUAUGCAGCUGGAAAUGGCCAAGUUCUUCCUUCUCCCAUACCACCUUAGGACUUUGUGUCAUCCAUAUACACAGAAUUACUUUACAGAAUCCUUCUCCCUCGUGUAGAUAAAUUGUUGAGAUGCAAAUCUAGUGUAGCGAAUAAUAGGGUUUUAUAUGACAAUCCAUACGAACAGACAAAGUGAAAGAAUAAAAAAUAUAUAUAUAAAAUGAGAAGCUGCAUGCAUGCAUGCGCGUCCAAAUCUUCUAGUUUGGAGUCCUUUGGCUGAA